Aspergillus calidoustus is the source of this 948-nucleotide messenger RNA. The record is from the annotation of a GenBank genome assembly. Lineage: Eukaryota; Fungi; Ascomycota; Eurotiomycetes; Eurotiales; Aspergillaceae.
AUGGCCUUGAGACCAGCCGCAAGGAAUAUUGGGUAUUAUCUAUUUUUCCUUCUCCUCGCAACCUUUGUUCAGAAGUCAUCUGCGUCGUUAGGUGACCAUCUCCCCGACUUCAAAUCAUGUGUCAAGAUAUGCGAGGCUGAAAAUUGCCAGGAUGGAGACUCGGCUGUCUCUUUCCUUCUCCGGCUCAUGUUCUGGACGUGCCCUGCCGAAUGCGAUUACACUUGCCAACAUGUUGUGACAGACCGUCGACUCGCUCGUGAUCCGCCUAUGCUUAGCCCCGUGGUUCAAUUCCAUGGGAAAUGGCCAUUUCGCAGAAUCCUCGGCAUGCAGGAACUCUUCUCGGUCCUUUUCUCUGGCUUCAAUUUCCUGGCUCAUUGGCACGGAAUGACUCGGCUUCGCGACUCGACCCCGUCAUGGCAUCCGCUACAAAAGUAUUAUACGGCAUUUGGAUAUAGCGGCCUCGCCGCCUGGACUUUCAGCAUGCUUUUCCAUGCACGGGAUUUCCCCCUGACAGAGAAGCUGGAUUAUUACGGAGCAGGAGCAAGCGUGCUGUAUGGACUAUAUCUUGCUACUAUACGCAUAUUCCGUCUGGACCUAGAGCAGCCGAGAUACCGGCCGACUCUGCGACGCCUUUGGACCACUAUCUGCAUUAUCCUCUACACCAUGCACGUGUGUUAUCUCAGUUUCUGGUCGUGGGACUACACAUACAAUAUGAUCGCCAAUAUUGUCGUCGGGAUGAUCCAGAACACUCUCUGGAUUUGCUUCAGUGUUGUCCGGUACCAAAAGACUGGGAAGACGUGGACCCUUUGGCCUGCAAUGAUCGUGGUUUGGAUCAUCCUGGCUAUGAGCCUGGAGCUCCUGGACUUUCCUCCGUGGUAUGCGCUUAUCGAUGCGCAUAGCCUGUGGCACUUGGGAACGGUUAUCCCAUGUGCAUGGUGGUACCUGUAA